Messenger RNA from Triticum dicoccoides, 993 nucleotides. RefSeq lists its product as uncharacterized. Lineage: Eukaryota; Viridiplantae; Streptophyta; Magnoliopsida; Poales; Poaceae. The transcript has 2 exons. The record is from RefSeq and is a predicted model, not a curated record. The coding region runs from base 327 to 644 and encodes 105 amino acids.
GGUGUUUCUCGCUGCUUCUAGCGACUGUGUGGCGACUCAGUGCGUGUUCUCGUCGGCAACCCUUCACGUUUAAUCCCCAUCUGUUUUCCAAAAAAACAUACACAAAAUCGCCCUGAUUCUCCUUCCCACCGCCCCAUACAGAGAUUCCUAUCCUCCUCCAGCAAGUGUGAGAGCCCUAUCCAGAUCUGAUUCGGAACAACCUGGUGAGGAAUAGAGAGGAUUUUGGGAGGAGGUUGUGGGGUGUGGCGGCGGCAUAUUUGGAGGCGUGAAGGGGGCUACGGUGGAGAGGCGAACCCAGCAGCCAUCACCUGCAUUGGGGGGACCUGAUGGCAGCAUACAUGGAAGGAGUGGAGAUUAAGUUCAAGAACCUGCAGCUCUGUGAAGCGGAAAAGAAAGGGAUCAGGAUUGGUAGGAAGCAAGCAUGCUCCUCUCAGGUGAAACAGAAUGAAAAAAUGCAAAAACAACAGCAAGAUGGAAGAUGGUCCAGGCCUCCACCGGGAACUCUGAAAAUCAACACAGAUGGUGCCUUCUUGAAGGAGACAAAUACUGGAGGCUGGGGCUUUGUUAUUAGAGAUGAUUGUGGUGAGGUGAUGGCUGCAGGUGCAGGCAAUCUAGAGCGAGUCUCUGAUGCACUUCAUUCUUAGGCGUUGGCGAUGCUUUAUGCCAUAAACACAACCAUUCAGCUAGGUUGUGAUAAAGUAAUAAUUGAAACUGAUUCCAUACAACUGUAUAUUCAGAGAUAUUAAGGCUCAAUUGUACGUAGGUUUCAAUGAUGUAUGUGUGGUGUCUUGCCCUCGAUCUUGUAAUGUAGUGGUGCACAAGCUAGCUACUUACAGAGCUAAACUAGGAGCUAGCUUAUGUAAAGCUUGGCUUGGGCAGGUCCCAGAUUUUGUAAAUAACGUUGUGGCUGGCGAUGUGUCCAGUUCUGUAAUAUAAUGGAAUGCUAUGCGUUCCUUUCAAAAAAAAAGAAAGAGAGAAAAGACAGUCGACCCA